Messenger RNA from Cataglyphis hispanica, 724 nucleotides. It is a transcript of the gene Rpe, whose product is annotated as ribulose-phosphate 3-epimerase. NCBI's taxonomy places the organism in Eukaryota, Metazoa, Arthropoda, Insecta, Hymenoptera, Formicidae. Gene Ontology annotation, biological process: pentose-phosphate shunt; carbohydrate metabolic process; pentose-phosphate shunt, non-oxidative branch. Gene Ontology annotation, cellular component: cytosol. Gene Ontology annotation, molecular function: metal ion binding; D-ribulose-phosphate 3-epimerase activity. The record is from RefSeq and is a predicted model, not a curated record. The transcript has 4 exons. The coding region runs from base 13 to 711 and encodes 232 amino acids.
GAAAAAAGUAAUAUGGCGAAGCAUUUGAGCGCAAAAAUCGGACCGUCGAUUUUAAAUGCUGAUUUGGCACAACUUUACGAAGAAUCUCAAAAGUUACUUGACAAUGGCGCGGAUUACUUGCACUUGGAUGUAAUGGACGGUCACUUUGUUCCUAAUCUUACGUUCGGUCAUCCUAUUGUAAAAUGUCUUCGUAGUAAAAUAAAAGAUGCCUUCUUCGAGACACAUAUGAUGGUAUCUAGUCCAGAGCAAUGGAUCGAGCCUAUGGCUGAUGCUAGUGUGGAUCAGUAUACAUUCCAUGUUGAGCCAGUAGAAGAUGUGCCUCUAAUCUGUAGAAAAGUAAAGGAAGCAGGAAUGAAGGUUGGUGUAGCGCUUAAACCAGGGACACCUGUAGAUGUGAUAACAGAUUAUGUCGAUCUAGCCGAUAUGAUUUUAAUAAUGACUGUGGAACCUGGCUUCGGUGGACAGAAAUUUAUGGAACCAAUGUUACAGAAAGUCGCAUGGUUAAGAGAGAAUUAUCCUGGAUUAGAUAUAGAGGUUGAUGGUGGGGUUGGACCAACUACAAUUGAAGCCUGUGCAAAGGCUGGUGCUAACAUGAUUGUAUCUGGCACAGCUGUCAUAGGUUCCACUGAUCAAGCUAAAGUUAUUACAACUCUUAGAGAUACAGUAAAUUGUUAUUUGGGUCAUAAUCAUUCAAAUAGCAACAACAAUUAAGACUUUUGUUAAU